AUGUCGCUCGUGUCCGGCGAGAAGACGAACUUCCAGUACAUCUUGCGUCUGCUCAACACCAAUGUUGACGGCAAGCAGAAGAUCAUGUACGCCUUGACCCAGAUCAAGGGUGUCGGUCGCCGUUACUCCAACUUGGUCUGCAAGAAGGCUGAUGUUGACCUUUCCAAGCGCGCCGGUGAGCUCACCACCGAAGAGCUCGAACGUGUCGUCACCAUCCUCCAGAACCCUACCCAGUACAAGAUCCCCACCUGGUUCCUGAACAGACAGCGCGACAUCACCGAUGGCAAGGACUCGCAGGUUCUGUCCAAUGGCCUCGACAGCAAGCUCCGUGAGGACCUCGAGCGCCUGAAGAAAAUCCGUUCUCACCGUGGUCUGCGUCACUACUGGGGUCUUCGUGUCCGUGGUCAGCACACCAAGACCACCGGCCGUCGUGGCCGCACCGUCGGUGUCAGCAAGAAGAAGGGCUAA
Molecule: messenger RNA, 468 nt
Organism: Aspergillus tanneri
Lineage: Eukaryota; Fungi; Ascomycota; Eurotiomycetes; Eurotiales; Aspergillaceae
Gene: RPS18
Product: 40S ribosomal protein uS13
Exons: 3
Coding region: 1-468 (155 amino acids)
Biological process (GO): translation
Cellular component (GO): small ribosomal subunit; ribosome; cytosol
Molecular function (GO): RNA binding; structural constituent of ribosome
Source: RefSeq, a predicted model, not a curated record